Ochotona princeps (American pika) is the source of this 4757-nucleotide messenger RNA. RefSeq names its product zinc finger protein, FOG family member 2 (gene ZFPM2). Gene Ontology annotation, molecular function: RNA polymerase II-specific DNA-binding transcription factor binding. The record is from RefSeq and is a predicted model, not a curated record. The transcript is spliced from 8 exons. Gene Ontology annotation, biological process: positive regulation of transcription by RNA polymerase II; negative regulation of transcription by RNA polymerase II; cell differentiation. The coding region runs from base 276 to 3731 and encodes 1151 amino acids. NCBI's taxonomy places the organism in Eukaryota, Metazoa, Chordata, Mammalia, Lagomorpha, Ochotonidae. Gene Ontology annotation, cellular component: nucleus.
CCCCCCCCCAACCUCCACUGUCACACUCUUUCUGCCCCCUUCUCGCUCCUUCUCAUUCGCCUGUUCAUCUCUAAACGUGGCUCCGCGGCUCCCGGAGGAGCCCAGCGCCCGGAUCCCGCGCGCCCCGAGCACCUGGGGUCCGGCCGGCGGCGGUAGCGGCGGCGGCGGCGGGCCGAGCCUGGUCAGCGGCGGCGGCAGGAGCCCCGGGAGCCCAGGGAGCGGCAGCCCCGAGCGCGGGCACCGCGGGAGCCCCAGCGGCAGCGGCCGCCGCCGAGAUGUCCCGGCGAAAGCAGAGCAAACCCCGGCAGAUCAAACGGCCGCUUGAAGAUGCCAUCGGAGAUGAGGAAGAAGAGUGUCCAUCAGAGGAAACUGAUGCUAUCUCAAAAGGAGACUUUCCGCUGGAGGAAAGCUUUCCCACAGAAUUCGGGUCUGAACACCUGAGCUGCGAAGAAGUGGAAUACUUUUGUAACAAAGGUGAUGAGGAAGGAAUCCAGGAGACUGCAGAAUCCGAUGGAGACACCCAGCCAGAGAAAGCAGGGCAGCCUGGAGCUGAAGCAGAGGACUGGGAUGGUCCAGGAGAGCUGGAAGUGUUUCAGAAAGAUGGGGAAAGAAAAAUUCAGAGUCGGCAGCAGCUUCCAGUGGGGACAACCUGGGGACCAUUUGCUGGAAAGAUGGACUUGAAUAAUAAUUCACUGAAGACAAAGACUCAGGUCCCAAUGGUGCUGACUGCUGGUCCCAAGUGGCUGCUGGAUGUGACUUGGCAAGGAGUAGAAGACAACAAAAACAAUUGCAUUGUGUACAGCAAAGGGGGUCAGCUUUGGUGCACGACAACGAAGGCCAUCUCUGAGGGUGAAGAGCUAAUUGCCUUUGUGGUGGAUUUUGACUCAAGGCUACAAGCUGCCAGUCAGAUGACUGUCACAGAAGGGAUGUACCCUGCGCGCCUGCUGGACUCAAUUCAGCUGCUUCCUCAGCAAGCUGCCAUGGCUUCAAUUUUGCCCACAGCUAUUGUCAAUAAGGAUAUAUUUCCUUGCAAAUCAUGUGGCAUCUGGUAUCGGAGUGAGCGGAAUCUACAAGCCCACUUGAUGUACUAUUGCAGUGGCAGACAGAGAGAAGCUGCUCCUGUGUCAGAAGAAAGCGAGGACAAUACUCACCAGAUAUCUAGCCUGUGCCCCUUCCCGCAGUGCACCAAGAGCUUUUCAAAUGCCCGGGCUCUAGAAAUGCACCUGAAUUCACACAGCGGAGUGAAAAUGGAAGAAUUCCUUCCCCCUGGUGCCAGUCUCAAGUGCACCGUCUGUAGCUACACCGCCGAUUCUGUAAUCAACUUUCACCAACACUUGUUCUCCCAUCUCACUCAAGCUGCCUUCCGAUGCAGCCACUGCCAUUUUGGCUUCCAGACUCAGAGGGAGUUACUGCAGCACCAGGAGCUCCAUGGCCCUGGCGGCAAACUGCCCAGAGAGACUGAUGUGGAGCACUCUCCAAGUGGUACAGAGGACAGCUUACAUCCAGCCGCGGACUUACUGGCCAGAAGUGAACUCUCCCAGAGCCAAAAGGCCAUGCAAACUAAAGACGCCAGUUCUGACACGGAACUGGACAAAUGUGAGAAAAAGGCCCAACUCUUCCUCACAAACCAGAGACCAGAGGUACAGCCUGCAGCAAAUAAGCAAAGUUUUUCAUAUACAAAAAUCAAGUCUGAGCCCUCCAGCCCAAGACUUGCCUCAUCUCCAGUUCAGCCCAGUAUUGGGCCCACGUUCCCUGUGGGUCCUUUCUUGUCUCAGUUUGCUUUCCCCCAGGAUAUCACCAUGGUCCCCCAAGCUUCCGAGAUCUUAGCCAAGAUGUCUGAACUGGUGCACCGGCGACUGAGGCAUGGAAGCAGUAGCUACCCUCCUGUAAUUUACAGCCCCCUGAUGCCCAAGGGGGCUACUUGUUUUGAGUGUAACAUAACAUUCAAUAAUUUGGAUAAUUAUCUAGUACACAAAAAACAUUAUUGCAGCAGCCGAUGGCAGCAGAUGGGGAAGUCCCCAGAGUUCCCUGGUGUUUCUGAAAAGAUGCCUGAAGCUGUGAGUCCCAACACUGGCCAGACAUCCAUGACCCUUCUGAACCCAGCGGCUCAUCCUGCUGACCCCGAGAAUCCCCUGCUGCAAACGUCCUGCAUCAGUUCUUCCACCGUUUUAGAUUUAAUUGGCCCAAAUGGGAAGGGCCACGACAAGGACUUUUCUAGUCAAACGAAGAAGCUCUCCACUUCCAAUGGCAAUGAUGAUAAAAUUAAUGGCAAAACUGUUGAUGUGAAAAAUCCCAGCAUCCCCUUGGUAGAUGGGGAAAGUGACCCCAAUAAGACUACUUGUGAAGCUUGUAACAUUACCUUCAGCCGGCAUGAGACGUACAUGGUCCACAAACAGUAUUACUGUGCUACUCGCCAUGACCCUCCACUCAAGAGGUCUGCUUCCAACAAAGUGCCUGCCAUGCAGAGAACCAUGCGCACGCGCAAGCGGAGAAAGAUGUAUGAGAUGUGCCUACCUGAACAGGAACAAAGGCCUCCACUAGUCCAGCAGCGCUUUCUGGAUGUGGCCAACCUCAACAAUCCUUGCACCUCUACUCAAGAGCCAGCAGAAGGGCUGGCCGAGUGCUACCACCCAAGGUGUGAGAUCUUUCCCGGUAUCGUCUCCAAACACUUGGAAACCUCUCUGACCAUCAAUAAAUGCGUUCCCGUGUCCAAGUGCGACACCCCUCAUUCCAGUGUUGCCUGCCUGGAGAUGGAUGUGCCCAUCGAUCUCAGCAAAAAGUGUUUAUCUCAGUCUGAGCGGACAACUGCAUCUCCCAAAAGGCUGUUGGACUACCAUGAGUGCACUGUGUGUAAGAUCAGCUUCAAUAAGGUAGAAAACUACCUGGCCCACAAGCAGAAUUUCUGCCCGGUCACUGCCCAUCAACGUAAUGACUUGGGCCAGCUGGAUGGCAAAGUGUUUCCGAAUCCAGAAAGUGAACGGAACAGCCCUGAUGUCAACUAUGAGAGAGGCAUAAUAAAAUGUGAGAAAAAUGGGAAUCUGAAGCAGCCUUCCCCCAACGGCAACUUAUUUUCAUCCCAUUUAGCCACUCUGCAAGGCCUGAAAGUCUUCAGCGAGGCUGCUCAGCUCAUCGCUACAAAAGAAGAAAACAAACAUUUAUUUCUUCCGCAAUGCCUUUAUCCUGGAGCAAUAAAAAAGGCAAAAGGAGCCGACCAGCUUUCUCCCUAUUACGGCAUCAAGCCAAGUGAUUACAUUUCUGGUUCCCUUGUCAUCCAUAACACCGACCCGGAGCAAAGCACAAACACAGAGAACGAAUCUCCAAAAAGCCAAGCUUCCUCUAAUGGGUGUGCUGUGCAGAAGAAAGAGUCUCUGCCCUUGUUGCCAAAAAACAGGGGCAUGGUCAUAGUGAACGGUGGCCUAAAACAAGAUGAGAGACCUGCCACCAACCCACAGCAAGAGAACAUUUCCCAGAACCCUCAGCAUGAAGAAGGCCACAAGUCUCCUGCGUGGAUCUCGGAGACCCCGUUAGCUGCAAAUGAGAAUGUCUCACCAGGAAUCCCCUCAGCAGAGGAACAGUUGUCUAGCCUAGCCAAGGGUGUGAAUGGUUCCACCCAGGCUCCAACCAGUGGGAAAUACUGCCGACUCUGUGAUAUCCAGUUCAACAACCUCUCAAACUUUAUAACCCACAAGAAGUUUUACUGCUCAUCACAUGCAGCAGAACAUGUCAAAUGAACUAGCUAAAAACAAUUAAACAUCAGUCACCUUUGGUACCAGUGUUUAGUAUGUUGUUCUAACCAGUCCAGAAAAGAAUAAAAAAGAAAAGCUAUUUGAAUUACAUCUGGACGAUCGGGAGACAGUUCAUUAUGGCUGAGUUGAAGACUUAAGGUGUAAUCUCAUUACAGUCCAUUAGUAAAGUGUAUUAUUGGUGCCAUUUUCAAAAAGAAAUUAAUUUAUUUUACCAGCAGUAUUCAUAGCUGUGGUUAUGUUAUUUUUUAUUUAAAAACUUUAUAUUAAAGUCAUUUGUAAUGUUAUUGUAUAGUUAUUGUGUAGCACAUAUGGUUUGCACUGUAUAGUAGCUUUUAAAUAAAAUAGUCACAAACAAUACAGAAAAGCAUUUUAGAAAUAGCUUCAAAAGCACUUGUGUAUGUACCUUGAUUUUUUUAUUAUAUGCUGUGGCAGAUAUAUGUAUAUGCUAAAAUAUAACUUGCAAAGAUGUUCUAAACACACAUGCUAUAAGUUCGCCUUAAGAUGUCAAUUCUUGGAUAAUCAGGCUCCGUUUGCACUUUAUAUUUUAGCAGAUACAGUUUCUUAGUCAUUAGACUGCAUUUGUAUGUAGCUGUAUGUUUCUGUCCAUUUUCUUAAUCUUAACCAUGUAUGUUAAAUGAAGAUGGCAAUUUUUUUUUCUUGUAUAGUACUUGUAUUUUCUUUCGCUGAUGCAGCUCUGUCCCAAUUUUUAAACCUUUGCUGUUAAAUGCAAUACUUUAUAAAGAAAGAACAAAAUUACUGGAAGCAGUAUUGUAAGUAUUGAGGUAGUAUUGAUCAGUUUUAUCUUUUGAAAGGCACAGUCUACAUUGAAACUCUAAACUCAAUGCUGCAAGUAUGAAUUUAAUUCAUAUAUAAGAUCUAUUUAAAUAUAAGAGUAGCAAUACUGCACCUGGUGAUCACAAAGAUAAUGUUCUACUUCUGAUAGAAAUAAUUUCUCAACAAAUGUUGUUACUAUGCAUGUAUAUGGAUGGAAUAAAAUUCCAGAUUGUUGGA